CUUCUUGGCAGCUCGUUGUCAGCAUGUGUUUGCACUCUAGGCGCUGACGUCAAACUAGCGCUGGCGCUGUGUAGUUUAUUACCCGGGGAAGGAGGGCAGGAGUCAGUGUCGGCGCUGCAUACUGUCUUUACACGACUGAGCUCCUUUCACCGUCCUCAGCUCCUUCACUCACCAACCCGGGACCCGCACGGUCAUACAAUCCCCUUGGGUUCGCUUUCUCUCCCUGAGCUUUCAUAUUAAAGGUUAUUCGACGAGGUGAUGCUUCUCCUGUCAGUGUGGCUCGUAGCUGGGACAUUAUUGCAGAGUUUGACUACUACAGCAAUACGUGCUGAAUCCAAAGUAACUGACAACAGAGAGUUUUUGGAAAGAUUUGCUUCUCUGGGUCAGGAGUACGGACUGGUGACUCCGCUCAGAACGGAUGCCCGGGGCCGCUUCGUGUCUCACUUGGUGUCGGGCACUGCGGCUCGGAGGAAACGGCAGAGUGGCCCUGAGUCUUGGUCCGUGGAUCCAGGGGAGGCACACGCCAAGCUUCACCCUCUCUUCUUCAAUGUCACAGUCUUUGGUCAGAACUGGCAGCUGAGACUGAAGCCCAGCAACCGGCUGCUGGCCCCAGGAGCUGUGGUGGAAUGGCAGGAGGAUGAGCAGAACCAUACAGAGCCUCUGAACAGGGACUGCAUCUACACUGGGGGCAUCAGUCAUAUUGCAGGAGCCACAGUGGCCAUUAGCAACUGUGAUGGACUGGCUGGCAUGAUCCGAACAGAUCAAGGGGAGUUUUUUAUCGAACCACUUGAAAAGGGAAAGCAAGCAGAGGAAGAGGAGAAAGGUCGCGUCCAUGUGGUGUACCGCAGGUCAGCUGUCCAGGUCUCGCAUCCUGAAGUCCUUGACGACUUUCAUCCAACAGGAUCUGACUUUGCUGGUGACCUAGACCGUAUGUAUGACAAGGUUGGAAAACGAUUGGAUGAAACCUUGAGGCAACGGAGACAUGCGAAAGAUGAUGACUACAACAUUGAGGUGCUCUUGGGAGUGGAUGACUCUGUAGUGCGGUUCCAUGGGAAAGAACAUGUCCAGAACUACCUGUUGACCCUAAUGAAUAUAGUUAAUGAGAUUUACCAUGAUAAAUCAUUGGGAGCUCAUGUGAAUGUGGUGCUGGUGCGAAUGAUCAUGCUGGGAUAUGCAAAGUCCAUCAGCUUGAUUGAAAGAGGGAAUCCAUCUCGAAGUUUGGAGAAUGUCUGCCGUUGGGCCUCCUCUCAGCAAAAAUCAGACCAAAAUCAUUCCGAGCACCACGACCAUGCCAUCUUUUUAACAAGGCAAGAUUUCGGUCCAGCGGGAAUGCAAGGAUAUGCUCCAGUGACUGGAAUGUGUCACCCAGUUCGUAGCUGCACACUGAACCACGAGGAUGGCUUCUCUUCAGCAUUUGUUGUAGCCCAUGAGACUGGUCACGUCUUGGGAAUGGAACACGAUGGUCAAGGAAACCGGUGUGGUGACGAAACCAGUAUGGGAAGUGUAAUGGCACCCUUGGUCCAAGCCGCAUUUCAUCGAUUUCAUUGGUCUCGAUGUAGUGGGCAAGAACUUAAGCGAUAUCUUCACUCUUAUGACUGCCUCCUAGAUGAUCCAUUUGAACACGAUUGGCCAAAGAUUCCAGAAUUACCGGGGAUAAACUACUCAAUGGAUGAACAAUGCCGCUUCGAUUUUGGUGUGGGCUACAAGAUGUGCACAGCUUUUCGCACCUUUGAUCCAUGCAAGCAGCUAUGGUGCAGCCACCCAGACAACCCAUUCUUCUGCAAGACAAAGAAAGGUCCUCCCUUGGAUGGAACAGAGUGUGCUCCUGGAAAGUGGUGCUACCAAGGUCACUGUUUAUGGAGGACUUCACAGCAGUUAAAGCAGGACGGCAACUGGGGAUCAUGGAGCAAACUCGGAUCCUGUUCUCGAACCUGUGGAUCGGGCGUCCGAUUUAAAACUCGCCACUGCAAUAAUCCAGCGCCUGCCAAUGGUGGUCAGGAUUGUCCUGGUGUAAACUAUGAAUAUCAGCUGUGUAACAAAGAAGAUUGCCCACGGCAUUAUGAGGACUUCCGAGCCCAACAGUGUCAACAACGGAAUUCGUACUAUGAAUAUCAGAAUAUGAAACACCACUGGCUUCCAUACGAACAUCCUGACUCAAUAAAGAGAUGCCAUCUGUAUUGUCAAUCCAAGGAAAUGGGAGGAGUCGUCUACAUGAAACAAUUGGUUCAUGAUGGUACUCGCUGUUCCUAUAAAGAUCCCUAUAGCAUCUGUGUAAGAGGGGACUGUGUGAAAGUGGGAUGUGACAAAGAAAUUGGUUCAAACAAAGUGGAUGACAAGUGCGGAGUGUGUGGUGGGGACAACUCACACUGCAGGACGGUGAAAGGAACAUUCACCAGAACACCAAAGAAGCAGGGCUACUUAAAGAUGUUUGACAUCCCACCUGGUUCUAGACAUGUGUUCAUCCAAGAAGACGAGGUAUCUCCUCACAUUCUUGCUGUCAAGAACCAGGCUACAGGCCAUUACAUUCUGAAUGGUAAAGGAGAGAAAGCCAAGACAAAAAUCUUCAUUGAGUUGGGAAUAGAAUGGCAGUACACCUUGGAGGACAAUAUGGAAACUCUCCAUACAGAUGGCCCUUUGCAUGAUGCUGUGGUGGUCCUGAUUAUCCCUCGGAAUAAUAGCACCAAAUCAAGUCUCACCUACAACUAUAUUAUCCAUGAAGACUCUUUGCCAACCAUCAGCAACAAUAAUGUGCUUCAGGAAGAUCUUGACGUAUUUGAAUGGGCUCUGAAGAGCUGGUCCCAGUGUUCCAAACAAUGUGCUGGAGGUUUUCAAUACACAAAAUAUGGAUGCCGCAGGAAAACGGAUAAUAAAAUGGUUCAUCGCAGUUACUGUGAGGCAGACAAAAAGCCAAAACCUAUACGCAGAAUGUGCAACCUACAGGAAUGUAAGCUGCCUGUGUGGAUAGCAGCGGAAUGGGAACACUGCACAAAAUCCUGUGGGAGUUCUGGCUAUCAGAUCCGCACUGUCCGCUGCAUGCAUCUGAUGACUGAUGGAAUGAACCGCUCAGUGCACAGUAAAUACUGCACCGGUGAACGCCCUGAGAGCCGCCGGGCUUGCAAUCGAAAGCCCUGCCCGGCUCAGUGGAAAACAGGGCCAUGGUUAGAGUGUUCCAUCACAUGUGGUGAAGGAAUUGAACAAAGGCAAGUUACAUGCCGUGCAAGUAAUCAGUGUGAUGGGAAAAAGCCGGAAGCAACGAGAGUCUGCAGACGUCCUCCUUGUGGUGAUGAGCCCUGCCUUAAAGACAAGUCUAUAUUCUGCCAAAUGGAAGUGCUUGCUCGGUAUUGCUCCAUCCCAGGCUACAAUAAACUCUGUUGUGAAUCCUGCAGCAAACGCAGCAGCACUCUGCCUCCCCCCUUCUUCACCGGCACUGCUGAACUCGAGGAGUUAAUGGCUGAUGCUGACAACAGAGCUAGUAUGGAGAUGGCACCAACACAUCAGCUGGAUACCGCAUUCAGGAGCAGAAGUCCAAAUGGCAACAGGCUGGCAAGAGGAAGGAACACACAGCCCAGUGCAAUAACCACAGGCCUCGGCAAAACAAAAGGUGUUGGGUCCUCUCAAAAAAGCCUUGCUUCUGCUGACAGCAGGCCUCACAGAUUGGUGGCGUCACAGCAGCAUUUGCUUCAAAGCAGCACUCGCCUUCCCAUUAACAGAUCCACAGCUUCCCAGUCAACGGACAGGACAACAACAGACAGACAUACCACAUUACAGUCUCCUCUGGUAAACACAUGAAGGAGGAUGCUUCCUACAUGCAAUAAACAUUCCUCGGUGAAAAAAUAAUACCAUUGUUAAAAUUGUAGAUAUCAUAUUACACUAAAUAUUUAAAAGGACUUUGGGUUACUCCAGUGGAUUUAAACUGGCAAGUGUUUUUUUCCCUCUUUCAAUGAGAUGUGAAGUGCUGGCACUUUAUUCUUUUGUAUCUGAGCAGCCCCCAAAUUUUUUGGGCUUACAAAGUCACCAAAGAUUUUCCAAAUGUGGAGGACAUAACUCAGUCUGCCAGUUGUGACAACAUGUUCAUUUCAUACGAUGUGUUUAAAAAAAAAAUCAAAGCCAUACAAUUAAAGAGGUGCUAAUGUUCAGGUUUUGGCGGUGCAUUGAUCAAUAAGAAAAUGGCAUGUCGUCAAGUCAGUCACAUUUGUCAGUGAAAUGAAUAAUUUGUCAUUUGCAGCUGCUGUGUAAAUAUUGUACAUGCGAAUGUUAGCAUUAGUUAUUAAAAAUACAGUUUGCUCCAAUGGAUGUUUACCAAUGUUACAUAACCAUGUCUAAAUAUCAGUGUAAGCCUGAUAUUGAAAAACGGUCUGAUUAUAGCAAAGAGUAAUAGAUAAAAUGGGUUGCUGAGAAUUAGUGGUGGCUGUCUUACUAUGUUAACUCAAUGCAUGUAUUUACUAGCACCCAUGGACAGAUCACUCUAAUGCUAAUCUACAAACUACUCAGUAAAUUGCAACAUGCUAUUUCUUUCCAGGUUUACGGCGUUCCAGUGCCUAGUUUCCAGCAUCUAAAUUGGCUCCUUAGUCCACAGUCCCAAUUGUUGACAGCAGCAGUGAAUAUAUUUGCCAAAAAAGUAACCAGUUUCCCUUCUCAGAUCCACUCAAUCAUACAUUCCAGGGCAUUAGUGUAUGUUUACGAUGAAGAAAUUUGGCCAGUCAAGUGAAAUAGUCUUGCAUAAGUAUCUUGCCAAAAGAAGCAACAGUAUUCUAGUUGUUUCCCACUCCCUUCCCUCAUUAAGGCCCAAUAAGGGACCAAUUCCCAAUCUUAAUCAAUUUGCACAGGAUAGAAUUAAAACAUUAAUACAAUUAUAGUGAGCCAGUGAGAAAGAUGCUGUUACUGUGAUUUACAACAAAUAAUUCAGAUAUCACAGUAGCAAUUGACGAGCAGAGUACCUGUGAUCUCAAACUUAAAACAUCUUUAAAAUGACUAGCAGUAUUAAACAAAAAAGCUAAUAUUUUUUGGAGGAGAGAGAACAAGGUUGAACUAGUGUGAAGCUGUGUCCAGUAUUUCAUUACAUAAUCAAAUAAGUAUAAUUAGGAUACAACAACUGAAAGCACAUUGUGGAAUACUAGGAAGAAUGUUUGCUAUUGCCGUGCUAGUAAAUCAGAAUUUCCAGUCAAACCAAUGCCUGAAGAAUUACUGCUGCCUAUCCGCAAGGCUUUUGAAAAUUAAUUAAGCUAGUGUUUAGUUUGUAAAACGACAACUCCCAAACCCUCAGACAGUUGCUUAGAAUUUUAAAAUGUCCUUCAUGCCAUGAAGGAAAAUAAAAUGAAUUAAUUUGUUUAAUUUGCUUUAUUUUGUACAAUAAUGUAGAUUCCUGUCAUAUUCUGAGUGUACACUACUGAUGCUGUUGGUUAUACUGAGAGAGCACAUAGCAAUAAAAGUAACUUCUGAUUU
This is a messenger RNA of Amblyraja radiata (thorny skate), 5442 nucleotides long. Its product is annotated as A disintegrin and metalloproteinase with thrombospondin motifs 3. NCBI's taxonomy places the organism in Eukaryota, Metazoa, Chordata, Chondrichthyes, Rajiformes, Rajidae. Gene Ontology annotation, cellular component: extracellular matrix. The transcript has 22 exons. Gene Ontology annotation, biological process: proteolysis; extracellular matrix organization. Bases 259 to 3789 code for a protein of 1176 amino acids. The record is from RefSeq and is a predicted model, not a curated record. Gene Ontology annotation, molecular function: metalloendopeptidase activity.